AUCAUUAGAAAUUAAAUUGCGCUGUUCGGGAUGUUUAUCCGAAAGCUCGAUUGGUUCGAUAUUUGAAGGGCAUUAUUCAGCAUGUUACCCGGUCAGUGCAGCGCAUGUUCUCGACCUUUUCCGCGAAAUCUUGCGUGCAUUUGGAAGACCGCGCACAAGUCAUUUCGAAACCGAAGCCAUGUCUAGCACCGUGAAAAUGUCUCGCGACACCGGCGGCGGCAACGGCGGCAACUCCCGGGCAAACGUCUUCUCGUUCCUGUCGCACGUGCAGUCAGGACACUUGAUCGCCGGAGUGACCGGCGGGGUCGCCUCGACCUUGGCCGUCCAUCCGUUCGACCUGCUCAAGAUCCGACUGGCCGUCAACGACGGCAUCGUCUCGAGUCGACCCCAGUACCGAGGCUUCCUGCACGCCAUCCGAACCAUCUUCAAGGAGGAAGGUCUGAUCGGAUUCUAUCGCGGCGUCUCUCCUAACUGUCUCGGGGCCGGCGCGUCGUGGGGCUUGUAUUUCUUCUUCUACAACGCGAUCAAGACGCAGAUGUCCCAGCGGUCUUCGUCGACGCAGCUGGGACCCGGACAACACAUGCUGGCGGCCGCGGAAGCCGGCGUCGUCACUCUGCUCAUGACCAACCCGAUCUGGGUCGUGAAGACAAGAAUGUGCCUUCAGUACUCGACGGUCAAGCUCCCGGACUCGUUGAGGUACACGAGCAUGAUGGACGCCUUCAGCAAAAUCUUCAGGCACGAAGGAGUCCGCGGCCUGUACAGAGGGUUCGUGCCCGGCGUGUUCGGUGUGUCGCACGGGGCGUUGCAGUUCAUGGCUUACGAAGAGAUGAAGAAGUUCUACGUGCAGUUUUACAAAGACAACGCCCUGAAACAGCUUGGCACGCUCGAGUAUCUAGUCUUUGCAGCGCUUUCCAAGUUGUUCGCCACCACGGUGACCUACCCAUACCAGGUGCUUCGUGCGAGGCUGCAGGAUCAGCACAAUCAGUACUCCGGUGUUGUGGACUGCAUCGUGAGGACUUGGAGAUUCGAAGGCUACAAGGGCUUUUACAAGGGGCUCGUGCCGAACAUUCUGCGCGUCACGCCGGCCACGGCCAUCACUUUUGUAGUUUACGAAAAUGUGUCCAAGUUGCUCGUGAAGUAGGGCAAGGUGAAAUCUGGCCUUGCAAGAUUUAUAGUUAUUGAUUGUGUAAACUGUUAUGCUGAAUUCGAGGUUCGUUGAAUAGCAGACGUACCUUUUUGAAAAGGGUUUGUCUGGAACCCAUCCGAUCUCGCCUCGCAAAAUAUGUCUCAUGGAUUUCGAGAAGUAACGGCGGUUUAUUCGGUCCACUGGGUUGGAAAUCUAUUUGGGUCUACACUUUGGGAAAAGAGCAGUAACUUGUCUGAAAGAAGGAUGUGUAAGUCGCUGUUAAAUAUUCAUAGCUGUUUUAGUGGCUAGCUACCGUAGAGAUCAUUUUUGCCGGCAUCGACUUUCAUCAUUGUAGAGAGCACUGCAUCCCUUGUGGGCAUGCCAAAGACUGUUGCACCAUGUUACGCUUUUGCUUCUCGGUGCAGUGUCUCCAGAGCCAUAUUGCACUUGUUUCUGUUAACCUUUUGUGAUUAGAGGUGCCACUCAUAUUUUACAGUGUUGGUAAUUUAGAUGAUUAUAGCAAUAUGUUUUUUAGCACUGUUUUGAUACGUGAACUGAGUUGGUUCCAAGCACUGACUAGUCAUGUAUGCAGCUGUUGAAGAGUUAUUAAAAUAUUUAAAAUGCGUU
This is a messenger RNA of Ixodes scapularis (black-legged tick), 1753 nucleotides long. RefSeq names its product mitochondrial folate transporter/carrier. Gene Ontology annotation, cellular component: mitochondrial membrane; mitochondrion. Lineage: Eukaryota; Metazoa; Arthropoda; Arachnida; Ixodida; Ixodidae. The coding region runs from base 179 to 1141 and encodes 320 amino acids. The transcript has a single exon. Gene Ontology annotation, biological process: folate import into mitochondrion; mitochondrial transport; nucleotide transport. The record is from RefSeq and is a predicted model, not a curated record. Gene Ontology annotation, molecular function: folic acid transmembrane transporter activity; FAD transmembrane transporter activity.